Molecule: messenger RNA, 2158 nt
Organism: Ochlerotatus camptorhynchus
Lineage: Eukaryota; Metazoa; Arthropoda; Insecta; Diptera; Culicidae
Exons: 1
Coding region: 505-2142 (545 amino acids)
Cellular component (GO): nucleus
Molecular function (GO): DNA binding
Source: RefSeq, a predicted model, not a curated record
CAUGCAGUUUGACAGUUCCUAGUUUUCGCCACCCGUUGUUAUUGUAGUGAAUCUAUUUAGUUAUUGCCGUGAAUCGUGAAUAAAUUUGUUCAAAAGGAUGAAGUAUGCAUAAAAGUUUAUUUAUUGCAUGUGCUUUUGUUAAUUUCUUAUAUAUUUAUUGUAGGAAAAAGAACAGAACAACGUCGUUGCGGACUCCCGGCCAGCAUAUUUACAGCCCAGAAGCAAUCGAAAAGUGUCUCGAUGAAAUUGCUCAAGGUUCGUCCAUUAAAGCUGCCAGCAACAAAUAUGGGAUUCCUCGGUCCACUCUACGAUACCGAUUGAGCAGCAAAUGGCAAAAAACAGUCAAAAAAGGUCCAUCUAGUGUUCUCUCCAAGGAAGAAGAGGAUAAAAUUGUCUCCUGGAUCAUUGGGAUGCAACAGCGAGGAUACCCCGUUCAGCGUCGUACUCUACUUUUCAAAGUAAAAGAGUUCCUGUCUGCAAGUCCCCGCAAAACUCCUUUCAGAAAUGAUUGUCCUGGUAAGUGUGCUUAGUAAAGUAAGUAAUUUAUUUAGUGCUUACUUAGCAACUCUGUUUCAAGGUCGAAAAUGGUUCAACUCGUUUAUGCUGCGAAAUCCUAGAUUGUCUAUUCGAACACCUGAAGAAGUUUCAUCGGCUAGUGCUCGUGUAACCGAGUAUGACAUCCGAAAUUGGUUUACGGAAGUUCACAAGUGGCUGGUCCACCAUGGAAUGGAUGAUGUGCUUAUCGACCCAUCCCGUGUAUUUAAUGGAGACGAAACCUCCUUCUACCUCCAUCCAAAAACUAAAGAAGUCAUCGCACAAAGAGGGAGCCGAAACGUAUACGAAGUAGAACAGGCCUGUGGCAAACAGAAUGUUACAGUGAUGUUUUCGUUCAGCGCAACCGGAAGUGUCGUGAAUCCACUGAUCAUUCUUCCAGGACAGCGAAUCAGAAAGGAAAUCGCACAAGGAUUUCCACCAGAAUGGGGAAUUGGGCAGAGUGAGCGUGGGUGGAUGACGACUCACAACUUUAGUGAGUACGUUAAAAAAAUCUUUCAUCCUUUCCUUCUUCGAGAAGGUAUCAAACUGCCAGUAAUAUUCUUUGUGGAUGGUCAUUCUUCCCACGUAGGAGUAGAAGUAGCAGAUUUAUGUCAGCAGCUAGGAAUAAUUCUGAUUGCCUUAUACCCUAAUACGACCCGCAUUACACAACCAGCGGACGUGUCUAUUUUCAAGCCGCUCAAAGACCAGUGGAAGCAAGAAGUGGAUGAUUGGCGCACAGCACAUCCAGGGUAUAAUUUCACCUUGCGAUACUUUGGAGGUGUACUAGAGAAAGCAGUUGCAAGAGGAAUUAAAACCGACAGUAUUAUUAACGGUUUUCGUGUAUGCGGUUUAUUUCCGUUUGAUGCUAACAACGUCGACUAUACCAAAUGCAUAGCGAAACCGACGACCAACUGUGUGCCUGCUGCUGUGGGUCUCAGUAUGGAUACUUUUUCACCCGGAAUCGAUAGUACCCCAGCUAAAGUUUCAGGUAAAACUCAAGAAUCCACACAGUCGGUAACAGGAUGUGCUGAAGAUCCAGUCAGAGAAAUUUCUUCAACAGUAGGCCCCCGAUUGUCUAUCGAUAGUAAUGAUUCAUUGGCCAAUGUGAAAGCUCCAUUUACAGUUUUUUCUGAUUAUGUGCCAAUCCAUAAAGACAAAAUUAAAAAAGCUGUCGAAAUGAUAGGAAUUCCUAUGCUAACGAAGAUACAAAAACGCUCAGGUGUUGAUUUGUCUCACGAGGAGCGGGUUAUUCAAUAUUUUUACAAAGAUUUUAUUCAACCGUUUACGACCUUUGACAAUAACUCAUUCAAUCUGGUGGACAAUCGGAAUGAACAACAUACAAUGAUUGAAGUUGGGGAGAAUGACAAAGUCAUUGGCGAGUUAUUGAUCGAUAAUGAAGGAAAUGUUACAAUCUUUUCUGCUAAAGAAACUACACAACAGGAAGUAAUUAAUUUAUUGAACGAGCCGAGUGCAAGGGAUCAUCUAACGAAUCCAGAAGCAAAAUCAGCCAUCAAAUCCAAUUCAACAAGCAAUAACUCUGUCACAACGAUAUCUGUAUGCUGUGGUAAGUCAAUUCUAGUAGGUAUCAGAGUGUUGAACUAUUUUUAAUUAUUAUUAUAAAUAU